GCAUGACGUAGUGCGUCCACGUGAACUUCUCUAAUAUGCAAAAAUGACUUCCGAUGAUGCGUUGGAUUCGAGUGCAGAAGAGGACAAAGUCACUGAAGAAAUCGAUACACACAAAGCAGUCUCCACACAGGAUCAAGAGCAGGCGCUAAGACUGGGCAAAAAUUUGGAGCAUUUACACACCGAAAGAAAAGAGUUGCAGUCAACCAGUCAACUAGAACGCGACGUACCAAGUGGGGAUGUGGUGGGUGGAGCCAGAAAGAAAAGGCGUACAAGGAGAAUGCAGAGUACUCAAAGCGAAUCAGCUAAAGAAACUGCUGGCGAGCAAGACCAGGGAAAUCCAGAACAAGAGGCGCUGCCCCCACCUCGUUUGGAUCGACGACUACUGGUGCAAUCGAUUCGUGAACAACUGAAAGCCCAGCACGCACAGCGAGAAAGUUCGGUUGUCACCAGAGACAAAUUGAGAUUAGAAGCUGACACGCCAACGGACCGAACGCGAUCACUGACACCGCUUGCUUCCCGCCCGAGUGCACAUAAACGUUAUGUCUCCGAACUGAUGGAUGAAGCGUACAAAUGGAAUGGACGUCCAUCAUCAGAACCCCAAACCAAUGAGAUGCUGACAUGGGAGGAGCUGAGCAAGGUGGACACACUAAGCGAACAGAUAGCGCGCGAUUUUUUCGCAAAAGAAUGGAGCAGUGCCACUGAAACUGGUCAGCAACGUGGAAUCAACGCAUCGGAGUCUUCUGCUGUUGGAAUGAAAGAUGGUGCAGAAUUCUGCCAGCGGGGCGUACUUGCGCCUACUGUUCACGAGAUCAUUGACGAAACGGAAUCAUCGGUGAAAAAUUUUGAAGACUACACACAAAUGAGUGGAGCGGAUCUUCUGAUAUCCGGGAUAGCUGACUGGCCAACCGAGAAAGAACGGAUUGAUGUGGAGGCUGGCUUUUUAUACUAUGCAACGAAUACUGAAGCUCCACUUCAGCUCAAGACAGGUGGACGUGCUCCACGUUACCCAGAUGACGAAGGUUUGUAUGUUGGCCGACCGCCAUUAGUGGUGCCUUCAAACCUGAGGCGAAUGGAAAAUCGUAUCAUUCAACAGGCCACUUUGGACGCUUUUAAGAUCACAGCACUAACUGAACAGCCAAAGGCGGUUGCUGAGUUGAUUGACGCACGGGGGGAUGACGAGACGGAGCGCAUUAGAUCUGAGCUACUUCAGGCGUGGUUCGGUGAAGAUGGUAAACUGAAACUACUGCCAAACCCAAUUCGAGCGGUUCCAAAUCGAUAUCCUAGAUGGGACGAUCAACUCAACCCAAAACCGUCUGCUUUCCAGACGGACUUUAUUCCGCCCCUAUCAUCGGAAGCAUGUAAACGCUAUCUCUCUUCCUCGAACGGGAUUCAUCACCCCGGACAAAUUAAACCGAAUUUCACCUUACCCCACCGCAAACCCUCUGGAAUCGGAGUGCUGGAUGAUGCCCAUGAGUGUUUACUUGAAAUCGGCUUGGAAACGCUGACAUUUGACUUCCAUCCUCUUUUCAGUUGGGAGCACUUGUAUGCAAUGAACCUACGCCAAGUGGUUACAACGUACGAAGCUGAGUUGGCUCGCGACCAAGUGAAUGUGUGCGUACAACGGAUCCGGUCACUGAAACGGGCUUUAGUGCAGUUAAUGGAGAAGAAACAAGCACGCGAGAACCGCGCAUCCGAGACUUCCAUUGCGUUGGAACUAGACAACCGUAUCCGGGACUAUGAAAGUCAGAUCAGUUCACUGCGGCAAACCAGAAACCAGGCAGAGGGCACGCUUAGGGGUCUACUAGCUUCAGCGUUGCGAUCCUGGAAGCGCGUGAAGGCUGUUCGCAAAGCGGCUGGAUGUACGAAUACCCCAGUGCGGCUCAAGAUUACGCGAGAAAUCGUCGAGGAAACUGAAGAGCGGAAAGAAUGGGAUAAAGAAUUGGAGGAAAUUGUUGAAGAACUGCGCUGCCAACAUGUGAAAACCAACGCAAAGUUGCAAGAAAGUUACAAAAUUCGACUGAAAGAAUAUAAAGAACUAAAAAGGAAACAGAUCGACGCUCUAAAAAGACAACGCCAGCGAGAAUCCGGACAGGUAUUGAAUCCUGAAGAAGAAUCCAGGUUGGCUGAAUUCGAGAGAGAGGACGCACGCAUUUUGGCACAAGGGAGAGUUAGGAGAGCACCCACUCCUCCUCCGUCCUUCAACGAGUCGCUUGAAAGGGAACGGGUAGAAAUUCAGAUGAGGCAGUACCGCAGACUUCCCGGGGAACCAAAAAUAAGUAUAUCCCUGCUGGAAACGGAUGUCCUCACUGAUGAAUCCUUGCUGUCGAAAGGAGAAGCGAAGCGACGGAAGGAUGUGGCAAGCAGUAUGUACUUUUUCAAGUUAUAUUUCAACGGGAAGUUGGUCGAGACCGCAAAACCCAUACCCCUAUCCCAAGAUUUCAAGGUGCGAUUCUCAUGGAAAUAUCCGAUGCAAAUACGACAUCCUCCAGAAGAAAUCAAAGCCGUUCUUUUCGAAAAGGGCAGCUUCUUCUCUCAUCAGCUUGCUGAAUUCCACAUAGCUCCACCCAGAUCAGAGCGCUUUGAUGCGGUGCGGGAUAUUCGAUCGACUAGGGCGACUUCAGCCGGACGAACGAUCCAUUCGUCAACACAAUGCCUGCGAUUUUAUGUACCGAACGAGUUUCCGGUCAAAAACGUGGAGGCCGGUAAUGUCCAAGACUUGAUAACCUCGUCAGUUGGGCUCUCCCGGUCAGUUGCUUUGGAGGCGUUAGACGGCUCAGGUGAAAAGACGACGGUAUUGAUGAUCAGUGGACACCUGGUAACAACCGCUUCAUGGGUUCCCACAAAUAUUGUGUACAACACACCGCAAGAUCAUAAGGAUGAAGCGAACAGAACUAAUCGUUCCGUUGGGCAUGACGGACAACCGGACCCGUUCUUCGGACAGACCGUCUCACAAACGAUACCAUGGAAUGUCCAUACUUCAUCCUGUAUCACAGAUCUGAAAAUAGACCCAAACGAUCCAGCGGAGACCGGUCAGAUGCCUGAAGAUCACCUCACUGAAGGAACACUUACGCUGCCAGGAGUUGCUGAUGAUGAGCACUCUGUGGAAGAUCUGCUACCGUCAGCUGGCGUUUUUCGUUUGAACCCUUUACUGAAAGAAUUCCAAUUCUGCUCUGACCCAGACUUGGACCAAUCACGAAGACUUAAACUGCUACAGCUUCGGCAAUCUGGUAUACCGGAAUUGCAGGGUCUAGUUGUCCCUGCAUCUUCAAAGCACAUUCCCUUGGAUAUACUCAAGGAAUUUGAACGCUCACGCAAACCAGCAGAAAGCUGGCAUGCCAAAGGAAUGCAAACGUAUGAACUACGUCACCAGCAGUUUUUGGAGCAAAUGAGGCUUCAGGUCCAGCAACGCUUUCAAGACGCAAUCAAGCAAAAGUCUCUCAAGCAAAUGGUUGUCGAAGAUGAGGUGCCUAAUAUUUUUUUCAUCUUCGACCUCAUUAAGCGUAUCUUCCAGGCACGUCGCCCACUGCUUCCAAUACACAAGCAUCGUCGAUGUAUUGCACCGCAGAGCGUGGCUGAAAGUGGGCUGGCGAUAUACGCAACCAUCUAUGGUGCCUACAAUCUGCCCACACGUGAACUUGCGCCGACCCAAUUUACCGCGAGGACUUCAACUCACUCGAGGGUACAACCUAUCUGUGCAUUUGCGGAGAUACAAUUUCAAAACCAAGCUUGCGUCACCCCGACUUCAGAGGGCAGUAAUCCCAGUUGGAACACAGGACUCAGUCUGCCAAUCACUCUGCCUGCCGGAAUGACGCGGUUGGAGGCGAUCGAUGAUCCGGUCAUUGUCAACGUAUACGAUGAGAUUUCGCUGAAGACGACACUUCCUGGGCACUCCAAUCAGAUUGUACAACGAACCGAGCGACGACUUCUGGGUGGAAUUGAGAUUCCAUUAUCUACUAUUUACCUCAAUCGCAAGGUUGAUGGAAGACUGCCGCUAUCCGUUCCGUUGGUUCUGCAGGGAUACGAAAUGCCCGAGUCAGACAGACAGUCCAACAAGCCAUGCAUACACAUUUUCAUGACCCUGCAGCCAGCUCUGCACCCUCCGGAACAGCUACUCACAAAUUUUGCAACCAUUGAAAGUAAUGAAACCCUGCACCUGUUGUCAAGCUGGAGGUGGAAGUUGGAAAGUUGCAAAUCCUUCCGAAAUCGCUCUUUCAACCCUAUCGUGCUGAAUAUCGAUUGCAGAGAAGUCAUGAUGACCCGCUAUUUGGCCCCGCUGAACCCACCACCGGAGCUGCUCCCCAGUUCUCAAACCAAGCUCUCUUUGGAGGAAAGCAGGAAGCGCCUGGCACGGUAUGUUUCCCUGAUACCAAGAGUUUCGGACUCGGUGUCGUUCCCGGGGCUCACCGACAUUUGGUGCACUAGUGACAAGUUUCUCAGCAUGAUGUGUGGAGAUGAAGAGGAGCAUGCAGUUCUAUUGGCUUGCUACUUUCUCUAUUUGGAGCGCAUGAAACUCAGUUCACCAGAAGAAUAUGGCGAUGGGAGAGAGGAAACCGCCGUAGGGAUGGAACACGACUCACUCCCAGUGUAUCUGUGCAUUGGUGAAGCUGUACCUGAGGGUCACGCCGUCUACGUUCUGCUACGGCAAGAGAAGGCGGAGAAACCCAAUAUUGGCUUCGGCUGGUAUUUUUGGAACCCUUCUAGUGGUGAAUCAUAUUCGGUGAACAAUCUGGGGGGUCCGAUGCGAUCAGUGCACGGGUUGGUCAGUAUGCACAACGUGUGGGCCAAUAUACAAAGCAAGCACCAGCCUUGGGAACUUGAUUGGGAUCUAAACUCCAAGCGGGCUUGGUUACCAUUGUUUCCUCGGAAGGUGCAUAAGAAGGCACGAACGCCUCAGAGUGAAGACACGCCAUCAGUCGGUGGACUGAACACACUUCAGCCCUCGAUACUGAAUUACACUCAACUGGAUUCACACGAAGUUGAAGAAAUCAGAUUUGAGCUAGAAGCAGCGUUGCGCGAUUCACUAAUGCAGUGGCGCAAAUCGGAAAUUACUCGGAUCAACUACGAGUUUAUAACGGAUUUGAUGCGAAUACUGGAAAACCUCGAGAGGCACAGCGGUCAGCGCUACGAUGGAUUAACGCAAGUUCUUGACCGCAUGUCCUCGAGAUAUGAAGUCUACGGUUUUCCGAUGAAUUUUCCGUGGAUGCAAACAAGGGCGAUCGUUGAACGUGUUCGCUCCAAGGGAAUCCACGAAGUGCUGGGAUCCAGUGGCUCUUUGGAGGUAGGCCAUCGCGGUGACUCCGCUCUGAAGCACGCUGGAUCGUCUUCACUGCAGUUUGCGAUAGCUGUGUACGUAAAGGCCUACAAAGGACCCGUUCUGUCCAUUUGGGUGUACCUAGCUGCCCUGUGGCGCCGGACUUCUGCUAUCACUUCGAGCUGAUUAGUCUUCCGACGUUAUUGAGCUGUUUCCACCAGCGAUUGUUGGUGCAGCCAUUUGUGUUUACCAGACCAUCUUACAAGUGUGCAUAUCCUACGAAUGGCUCGUUUCUAGAUGAUUAUCAGUAGCUACUUUCAGCAUGUAACCAAGCGAUCAUGAAUAUCGUACAAGCUAGUUCCAAAUAUAACGUUUUUUACUGUCGC
Dicrocoelium dendriticum is the source of this 5637-nucleotide messenger RNA. The record is from the annotation of a GenBank genome assembly. Lineage: Eukaryota; Metazoa; Platyhelminthes; Trematoda; Plagiorchiida; Dicrocoeliidae.